AUGGAUGCCCUCCUCCGUUUGCCCGCAGAAUUGGUUUCUGCCAUACUGGAGUACGUGUUAUUACAACACCCUUCAGUGACAGAUAUCCUCGUCGUCAACUCCACCUUCUUCCAUAUCACACAGUUCAUCCUACACCGCAAUCUCCGAUUUCGAACAAUACGGCAGCUACGGCAGUUUGCAAUGGGGAGCGGACCUUUGGCAUGCCAGCCACAGACUGUGACCAUAGAACUCGCUGGAGGCGUGGCGAACCACCAUCUCUUCACAUACAUCAAGGAUACUCUUUGUAGAGCAUUUGAUGUCAAUGGUGGUGGUUCGACGGAUGUAGAUAAGCUACAGUUCACGUUCAAUUCUCAUUACAGUGCAGCAUCAGAGAGUUUGGAGCAGCUCUACUCAGCGCUGUCUAUCAGUAGACCACGGACAUUUAUAUGGACUGGUCCUGAUCCCCCUCAUCACUUUUCUAUCGCCAUCGUUCCUAGAGUAACGCUGCUGCUCUUCCAGGCGAUGCCAGCUUGGACAGAUCUCCAACACCUUCACCUGACCAACGUCGCAUUCCCGAGCUCAAACACCGCGUCCCCUCUACCCUCUGACCAUCAGUACGAGGAUAUCUUCCCCACAAUCCCCUCUCUCCAAACUGUGCACCUUGGGCAGGCGACCUUCCUCAGCCCCUUGGGGGUCGCGAGACUUUGCGCGAACAACAGCGCAACGCUGCGAUCUGUGCGUCUCGUGGACACCUAUCUGGAGAGCAUCUGGGGUCGAAGGCUGCGCCGGUCCGACGUUGAGCAGGCGGUCGCCCAGCUGACCGAUGCAGAGCCGGAGCGAAGUAGAUACUUGGAACUAAUGAGACGACUCAUUGUCUGUGAAGCACGGACGGAGCGAAUCAUGGGUGGUGAUCGCGCCGAGGGCGACACGCCUUUGUCGCCUCUAAUCCCCGCUAGCUGGACUCAAUAG
Molecule: messenger RNA, 948 nt
Organism: Pleurotus ostreatus (oyster mushroom)
Lineage: Eukaryota; Fungi; Basidiomycota; Agaricomycetes; Agaricales; Pleurotaceae
Exons: 3
Coding region: 1-948 (315 amino acids)
Source: RefSeq, a predicted model, not a curated record